This is a messenger RNA of Dissoconium aciculare CBS 342.82, 2048 nucleotides long. RefSeq lists its product as uncharacterized. The record is from RefSeq and is a predicted model, not a curated record. The coding region runs from base 283 to 1758 and encodes 491 amino acids. NCBI's taxonomy places the organism in Eukaryota, Fungi, Ascomycota, Dothideomycetes, Mycosphaerellales, Dissoconiaceae. The transcript has a single exon. Gene Ontology annotation, molecular function: hydrolase activity.
CAUCUUUCAAUCGUCCAUCUGACCUCGUGCCUCGAACGCGACCAAGCAUGGGGUAAGAAGUCUUGAGCAUGCGGGCGUCAGUAGUACGGUUUACGGUAAGUCGCGACUAUCUUAUUGUUUUCAUGUGAUACUCUUUUCAUUCCUUGCUCUCCUCUCCUCGCCCGUCCUCUUUUCGUUGCUGGUUGUCUUGCUUGGAUUAUAUUGGAAGCGAUUCCGGCGGUGGCGACGGCAACAACAACAAGGACAGAGGCCCCAAAGAGUUCAGAUAUCUAAUCCGCGACCAUGGCAAUGGAUGGCGCCGGUGGCAUGGCGCUCUUGAAGAUCGUCGCUCCACAGAUUCCAGGUCUCGCAUAUGCAGCGCUUCGACACUCGUUCGGGUCUUCGCCGACCUCUGCCUACUGGGACCUCAGAACGGAGAUGACAGUCUCCUUCCUUCGGCGACUCAUCACAAGCAAAGGAGGAACUCCACCGCAGGUCGGCAAGAUGCAAGCCAUGAGUAAGCAAGAUCGACCAGUAAAAGGCAAGCUCUGGGUGGCAAAGUCGCAUUUUCCAAAGCCGGCCGAGGAUGAUGUCCAGCAACUGGUUUUGAAGGCUGUGCAAGACAUGAAAGAGGGUGAGGUCUCCUACACGAUACCUGGGUCAGCGGAUAUCCCCUUCGAGUGGACAGGAUAUCGGUCCGACGCGGCUGAGGACGAGCCAUUGCCCAAAAUCAGCGAGGAAGAGAAGUACAAGCGAUUGAUGAAGGAGCCUACACGAAGCAGCGCCACAACCAUUCUGUACUUUCACGGUGGAGCGUACUACCUUUGCGGUGCAUCAACGCAUCGAGGACUCUGCGCUGCGCUUGCCAAAGGUUGCAAAGGCCGUGUCGUCAGCGUCGAGUAUCGACUCGCGCCCCAGACGGCAUUCCCAGGACAACUCCUUGAUGCGUUCACAAGCUACCUCUCGCUGCUCUACCCUCCUCCUGGCUCGUUCCAUGGGGCCGUGCGUGCCGAAGAGAUAGUCCUUGGAGGUGACAGUGCUGGCGGAAACCUGUCUAUGGCGCUGCUGCAACUUCUUCUUCAGCUUCACCGAUCUGCAUCCGGCGUGCCUGUUGUCAAGUUCAAUGGCCGGGACGUCCACGUACCGCUUCCCGCUGGUGCGAGUGCCAACUCGGGCUGGCUAGACAUUACGCGGUCCUUCCCUAGCAUCAGUGGAAAUGCUGAGUUCGACUACCUGCCCGGUCCCAACAUGGACGACGCUGUCUCCGAAUUCCCUGCGGAUGACAUCUGGCCUACUAAUCCGCCUCGCGGCGACCUCUUCUGCGACUUGAGCCUAUUGGAUCACCCACUUGUUUCGCCUGUGGCCGCACCAGACUGGUCACAGUCGCCGCCAUUGUGGAUGUGCGCUGGUCGGGAGAUGUUGUACGACGAAGUCGUCUCGGUGGCGUCACGUGCCGCGCAACAGGGAGUCAAGGUUCAAUUUGAAAUGUAUGAGGCAAUGCCGCAUUGCUUCCAGUUGUUGAUGCCGUGGCGGGCCAACAGCGAGCGCUGCUUUACCGACUGGGGUGAAUUCGCACGGAGAUGUGUCGAGGAUCCGCAGAGUCUUAAAACAGUCGGUCGUGUUGUCAAGGCGAAAGGUGGACCGGACGAUAGCUUGGAUGUUGCUUCGCUGUCGAAUAUCGACUUGGCUGAGGCAAAGAGGCUGAUCAAGGAAGCCAAGAUUCGUCGAUUGAAAGGUUACGAGAAGGAGGGCAAGGCUAUGCCCAAGCCUUCAAUUUGAUCGCUUCCUGUCUGCACACUUUGUUGUAGAGGCGUAGCCGUCAACUUGCAUGUAGUACGGUACAGUGAAGUCGUGCUCUACUUAGUGACAAUCUUUUGUAAUCUUCGACGACACGAAUACAAAUCGGUUUCACUUCGAGGUCUACAUGUACAAUCACAUUAUUGAGGUGCAGUUCCAAAUUCUUCAUUAUUGGUGCAAUACUAUCAUCAUAACACAAGCUCGGUAUCAUUACAAAAGAAAUAUCUCUAUCAUAACAGUCGUGAUGCCCAUCUAGUCAUCAGUGGGCAGAC